GUAGAGCAGUCAGAGCAGAGCAGACACAGGUGAGACCUGAACAGAGAGGACGUCCAGUCGUCAGCAGCACUGAGACAACCUGAGGAAGAGGAAGAAGAAGCUGAACCGGCAGUGAGAUGGCUCCAACAAGAGGCUCAUUUGGACGAGGACGUGACAGGCAGGGGAGAGGACACAGAGGAAACGGCUUCCAGCCACCGAGACGGGAUCAGAUCAGGCAGAGAGCUGGGAACCAGGAAACACAAACAGCAACUGAGAGACGUCUGUUGAAGAUGGUUGUGUCGACGCUGCAGCCCUUGGUAAUCACACAAGAUGCUAACUUUCAGAGUUUCGUUAAAGCACUGGACCCCUGUCUUCAAAUUCCCACCACAUCUGUGAUCCGCUCGCAGCUGCUCAGCUUCUACCAAGAAAAAACAAACAGGUUGCGAUUGAUCUUGGCCUCCGCUGACCACGUUGUGCUAACAUGCGAGCUGUGGGCCUCCGGAGCUGAAGACUCCUGUCUGACCGUGGGUUGCCAUUUUGUGAACAAGUAUGGGAACCUCGAGUCUUACAUGCUCCAAACUACCAGCCUGUUCGGAGACGAUUCUGCAGCCAACAUUCAGAAUCAGCUCUCAGCCGUCAUGGCGGCGUGGGGCAUCGAAGAAAAGGUCCACACUGUGAUCAGAGCUGGGAUGCCACAACUGAAAACAGUUAAAACCAAAUGGACACACAUGCCUUGUUUUGCUGACACCUUGAAUGUGUUAUUUAAGGAUCUGAUGAGUGACGAGGAGCUGUCGAAUGUUCUCACAAAGUGUCAGAGGAUCGUCAGGUUCUUUACGUAUGAUGCUGAGGCUGAGAAGAUGCUCAGAGAGAUUCAGAAGAAGCUGAAAGUGACACAGGAUGAGCUGAUCGUGUACUCUGGGGACCGAUGGCUUCCCUGGUUGCAAAUGCUUCAACGACUGAAUGAGCAGUACAAAGCCAUGGUGAUGGUGCUUGAUGGCAGAGGCAAGACAGAUUUAAUUCUGAAUGAAAGCGAUAAAGAGAAAAUCAGGAACAUCAUCUCAGCUCUGAAACCCUUGAAGGAAGCAGCGUCCACAAUGGAAAAGGGGUUUGAGACCAUUUCGGCCAUGCUGCCACUGCUGAAGAAACUCAUGAACAAUCUCAGAGAGGAAGAAAAGAAAAAGAAUCUUGUGGCGCAGACACUGUUGUCAAAAUGUGAAAAGAAAUUUGGUGACGUAAACAACCACGUACUGGCUCCCAUCACGUUCCUCGAUCCAAGAUUCAAAAACCAGCUGGGAGAGCAAAACAAAAAACAAGCGAUGACGAAGAUCAUGAAGGAUCUCGCUGCAGGUCCCGCCUCCUCCUCUGCUCCUUAUCUGAGGGCUGUGCUGGACAGGUACAUGGACCAUGAGUCCACUUCAGAGACGUCAAACCCUUUGUCCUGGUGGAGGCACACAGGAAAGCAGCAUUACAGUGAACUAAGCCAGCUCGCUCUGAAGAAACUUGGGGUCGUCUCUACCGCUGUUCCCCUGGAGAGAGCUUUCUCUGAUGAAGGUGAUCGAUUCUGUAAACUUAGGAGCUCCAUCGAGCCCGAAAACCUCAACAUGAUCCUGUUCCUCAACAGCAACUGGUCCACAAUAUCUUAGAUACAAAUCUGUUGAUCUCUGCACAGAUGAAAACACACAGACCCAACUGAACUCACCCCAGCAAGCCAAGUGACGCCCGGUUAACGUCGUGUUGACGUCAUUCGGUGAUGUUCCAGACUCGUCUAAAUCACGGCCAAAUAGGCGACGUUUUAGACGUCAUUUCCAGGACGUCCUCACCAAGACGUCACCUCGACGGCUUUUUAAUGACCCUAAAUGACCACAUAACCGUCCAAUUUAUGUCGUUGAGAGAACGUCUUGGUGACCACGUCCUGGAAAUGACAUUCAAAUGUCCUCCUAUAGAGGGAAUCGCCUUGUUGUUUACAAAUACUUAUGGGUAGAAAACCAGCAGAGUUUUUAUAUAUAUAUAUAUAUAAAUAUGCAGGGGUGGGUAGUAACGCGUUACAAGUAACGCACGUGAGUAAAAAAGUAGUUUUUUUGAGGAACGAGUACUUUUUAAGUUCCUUUUUUAAAACUGUACUUCUACUCUUACUCAAGUAUAUUUUUGAGCCAGUAAUCUACUUUUUACUUCACUACAUUUGCCAUUUACCUUCGUUACAACUACUGUAUAUAGUCCCUCGGUGGCAAAUAGCCGCGUGAGUAAAAGCGCGCACAGUCCGUGUCCUCUCACCGCGGAUGCUGUGAUUUGAUGGUCCGGUACUCACUGUAGCCCACUCUUAUCAGACCCAAUAAUAAUAAGUUACUGUGGGCCUAUAUGCCAUGCCUUUUAAUAAAAUUACCAGAGGAGUUCACUGAAAAGCAGAUAAUGUCUGAAUUACUCGCGUGCGUCCCCGGUGAAAAUCACUGACAUGCAUGGGGAAUACAGCUUCUACAGGCUCGCCAUAGCUCACUGUCAGGACUCAGGGACCAGAAUUCUUCGGGAUGGCGAUAUUUCGGUGUGGCGGCCUGUAACUGUUGGAUAAAUGGCCCGUUCGGAUAACUGGGGCUUUACUGGUAUAAUGCAAUAGCACCACCCAGCGGUGAAACCCGUGUACACGAAAAAAAUGACCAGAGCCAAGUUGAAAUGAAGAGCUUCUUUUUGUUUGAAAAGAGCCAACUAAGUUAGCAUGUUAGAGAUUUAUGCACAUAUAAUCCCAGUUUAGGACAUAUUUCUUACAAAACAAGGGAGAGAUGGGAUUUUCUUUUUGUUACUGAUACGGUCAUUUGUAAAAUAGUUCACCUGACACCUGGUGAUCUGGCAGGAAAGUCCUACAGGGACCUGUUAAACCUUUACAAACACAUUUUGGCAACAUGUGAAGCUGGAACUUGGGAACAUUAUAGUACUAUUGUUUACCAUAUAUUGUUUCUUAAUUAUUUUAUUGGAUUUUAUUUAUUUUGUUAACAGCGAAAAAGACGUAGAAAAGACAAAUUAGUUGGGAUGUCAUUUCUGUUUUUAAAGCAAGGUCAUCCACUCAAAUUACAGAUAGGGAAAUGGAGAAAGAAGAGGUUAGGUGAGGAAAAGAGGGGCAGAGUGAAGGAGAUGGAGAGAGGAAGAUCGGUACCCGCUUCAUUAAAAAAAAGUUUGAUCAACAAGUGCUGUUUUUUCAUUAUUUUGCAGCACCCUAAAAAAUAUUCAAAUGGAAAGUAACUUGUACUUGAGUAAAUUAUUAACCAGGUACUUUUUACUUUUACUUGAGUAGGUUUCUGAAAUAGUAAUUUUACUUCUACUUGAGUCAUUUUUUAUGGCAGUAAUUGUACUUUUACUUGAGUACAGAUUUACAGUACUCUACCCACCCCUGUAUAUAUAUGUGUGUGUGUAUAUAUAUAUAUAUAUAAACUCUGCUGGUUUUCUACCUCUAAAUAAAUACAUUAAUUAAUACAUGUAUAUAAUAGAGAUGGGGUAAUAGUCUCUGAUGUGACUGGUCAUGAUGUGACUCGAUCACGACCCAGUCGGGCUCUCUCGGACACGUCCAGGUCCGUCUGUGUUUGCUGGGACAGAUUAGCCCCGGGCCACUGCGUCCUACAAAACUCCAGGAUGCUGCGAUCACAAGAACUGACACAAAUUCAGCCAAUCCCCCUGAAUUCUGCACAACCUCACCACUUUGUCAAAACAGGAACAACCUCCUUUUACUGUCGAGCUGCUGCUGUGUUAGCUCGUGCUAACCAGGCAGAGAGAGCAGGAGGACAGUGAUCCAAAGCGAUGGUCCUGCAGCACUGCAUCAAAGCUGCAUUUCAGCUCCCCCCAUCACAAACAGAUUGUAAUUCUGCGGGAAACACCAGAGGCUCAUAGAAACAGGCAUCAAACUAUAUUUGCAAUAAUCACUUGGCCCCAAAACUUUACUGCAAAAAAAACGGCUCUGAACUCAAAACAUGAGCUGCAGCUUUUACGAAGCGCUGAAAUCAGACAUUUCAAAAACAGCCCAUGAAAUAUGGAGGAGCUGAUAAAAAGACCUCUUCAGUGUCACAGAUGUUGAGGUGACGACAGGAACUUUAUUUUCAACUUGAGGUUUUUUGUGUUUGUCUUAUUUAGUGUGCCGGGGAAGCACAAGGCAACAGUGCUUAUUAUGCGUCCGUCCUCUUCUGCUUCACCUUCUGUCUGGACUCUCGCUGCACUACUCGUCUCGUACUGUCGCCAACACAAGGACAAAAAGACAAAAGUACAUCAACACAUGCAGAAUAAUCAGGGACAGUGUGCUAUGACUUUAAUCCCCCCGGCCAUUUCCACAACAAUCUAAAAAAAAACACCGCCUCUCUACACAAUCCUUGUAACCGACGCAGACGUGCAGUGGAGCGUUUCAGACGCUCCCAGGAACUAAUGUAAAUACACCCCUUGUCUCUGUUGGAUGAAGCUGCGCUGCACAGAUCAGUUCUCUUGCUAACAGAAACUGUACAUGAAAUAUAAAUACAGCGAAUGGAUGUAUUUUUAACAGCUAAAUAUCUUCAUAAGGAUUACUGAUGGUAAAACCUCUGCAGCAACAAAACCGGGUUGCAGACGGACCUCAGAGAGCUGAAUCGUCCUUCUCGACUCUCUUACAUCAACAUGGCAGCAAAGAGAACUGAAACAGGGACUAAUUCAUCACGUACGGCGUCUAGCUUUAGUGGAUCAUAACAUAUCAGGUUUGGAAUUAAUCUGCAGAUGCUCCGGUUCAAAAUGAGACCAAACUUUUCUAUGGACGUCAGUUUUUGAACCACAACAAAAAACAAACCAAAACAUGAGGCUAACAGCUCCAGUAGUUUGUGAGACCAGCUGCAGACAGAUUCACAUGCACACAAACCCAAAGGUUAAAGACGUGAGCUUGUGAGGUCAUCGUGGGUUCAGCUGCCGGACAGGGACGAUAAAAGUGGUGAAUAAAAAGUGAUAAAGCGGCGCUCGUUACCACCGCUGAGCCUCUCCAGUCCUCCUCAGCAGCAUGUGGAGCUGAAACAGUGACACUGGCAUCACAGAUCAAAGAUAGCACUGAAAAAGGAAACGCUGGUGCUGAAAAAAGGCAUUCAAAUUGUUUUAUUAUAAUUAUUUUAAAAAUUUUUGCAUUCUUAAGUUUUUCAAGACAAUCGUCCGUCUUAACUGUUUUUUUCACUGACAGUUUUGUUUUUGUUUUGUUUUUUUAAAUUAUGAGACAAAAUAAAAAAAAAUAAAAAAUAAAAAAAGUAAAAUAAAUAAUUCCAAAGAUGGCUUCUGUCACUUCAGGUAGUUCUUUUCAAGCUAUUUAAUUUUUCUGAUAUGUUUGGUUUUAAUUUGUUAUUUGAUGUCAUUUAAAAAAAAAGAAAAAGGGAGAAACUGAGGUCAUGAUUGACAGCUGUGUGUACCAACCGGUGUGCUCGCUGUCUGUGGCGCUGCUCAGGAUUUAGUCGGACAGUGUGUGGGCGGGAACUUGAUACUGGCAGACUUUGACUCCAAGUGAUGUCAGUAGCUCAAGAUGGCAGUGGUCGUAUCUGAAUAUAUAUAUACCUACAUACAUACAUACACACAUACAUACAUAUGUAUGUAUGUAUAUAUGUAUGUAUGUAGGUAUGUAUGUAUGUAGGUAUGUGGUCUCACUCUGAAGUCAUCGAAUACUGGCGCUUGGUCCGUGACUUCAGGCGUCAGACAGCGAUGAUGAUGAUACGCAGCUGGUCAGUGUGUAACAGCACCUGACAGCGUCAGAGGGGAAACACAGCAGGACAACAACAAAAGUUAAGGCAGUGGAAAUAUAUAUAUAAUAAAAUUAUGUAAAAUUAAUAAAUAAAGAUAAGAAGUAAAAUUUUAGUGGUUAUUAGAAAAUUGUUUUCAAAAUUCUAUUUAUUUUAAUUUCGAUGCUAAAACAGAUCAGACUGGUUAUACUGGGCAGCUCCUGUGUGUGUGUGUGUGUGUGUGUGUGUGUGUGUGUGUGUGUGUGUGUGUGUGUGUGUGUGUCCUGCAGCCAGCAGGGGGCGCCACCACCACACAGAUAUCUGAACACAAAGUUUCACUGAUCGUCGUCUGUUCUUUGAUUCAACUAAAAUGUUGAAGAGAUUCAGGUUUAAGAUGAUUUUAAGUGUGUGGAACAAACUGCAUGUUGAAAAUCUGUUUUAUAACUCAGACAGUUUCUUGCUCUGAUGAUGUCAUGUACUCAGUUUGAUUUCUCUGUGGCUGUGAUGUCAUAUUCAUGUGAAACAUCUUGUAACUAUAGAAAUAAAGUUUAUGUGUUUAAUUCCA
Molecule: messenger RNA, 6234 nt
Organism: Epinephelus fuscoguttatus (brown-marbled grouper)
Lineage: Eukaryota; Metazoa; Chordata; Actinopteri; Perciformes; Serranidae
Product: E3 SUMO-protein ligase ZBED1-like
Exons: 3
Coding region: 117-1622 (501 amino acids)
Molecular function (GO): protein dimerization activity
Source: RefSeq, a predicted model, not a curated record